AUGAAUCUUACCUUAUCCGCAACACGACCGCCGCUCUCCCUGCAACCGAUUCUCCCACUCCGGCCAGCUCUGUCCCCUCGGCUAAUUUUACCUGCACCGUCGAUCCUACCAGCAGACCCGAUGAUUUCCCCUGGGAGUUCUGAGCAGGUUAUGAGAGGUUUUAGCUGCCCCAAGGAUAGGAAGCAGUCAUAUCCUCGUUAUAGGCGCCUCACGCCUUCCAUCGGGUCUAAUACCAGCGUCAGCAGCGGCAGUCACUUGGCUGUGGGGCCAGGGCAGCCAAUCAGCGCUAGCCACGUGGCUGGUGCGGCAGGGGAGCCAAUUAGCGCCAGUCACGUGGCAGUGGCAGGAGCAGUGGCUGUGCUAGGGCAGGUGCAUGCGGCUUUGGGGGAGGAAGGUGGGGAGAAAGCAGGGGGAGAAGGGGGGUUGGUGGUGGAAGGAGGAGAGGAAGAGGGGGUGGUGGUGGGCGGGGGGAAAGCAGGAGGGGCGCAAGGGGGGUUGGUGGGGGAAGGGGGGAAGGAAGGAGCGGUGGGAGGGGGGUUGGUGGCGGAAAUGGGAGAGGAAGGAGGGGAGGAAAAGGGGUUGGUGGAACGAGGGGGUGAUGAAGGUGGGGUGGUGGUGCGAGGGGGGAAUGAAAGUGCCUCUGAGGUGGGCAGAGGUGCCAUCGAGGUGGGCAGAAGUAGCAUUGAGGUGGGCAGAAGUAGCAUUGAGGCGGGCAAAGGUGCAUCUUCUGACUGUCGACGAAACCGGAGGUUACUGAGGAACAGGGUGAAUGCGCAGCAAGCAAGGGAGCGAAAACGACGACGCAUGGAGUGCCUAAAGGAGGAGUGUGAGGCGAAGGAGAGGGAGAACGAGCAGCUGGAAGGAAGGAUAGCGGCAGUACAGCAGGAGAACGAUCAGCUAAGGGAUGCAGUUAUUGCUCUUCUGGAGGCAACCAGUGGCCUCGAUACAAGCAGAUUCAAUACGAGCAUGCUCAAUACAAGCACCAUCAACAUAGACACUUCUACUUCCAAUCCCCUCUCCCCUCACAAUCACUCCUCUUCCGCAGCAGCAGCAGCAGCAGCAGAAUCCCGAGUCAUGAGCGCCGAUCAACACUUCUAUCUGCUGCACACAAGCGAUUUUCCUCCUCCCCCGGUUCCUCCCGUGCUCCUGCCAUGCGCUUAG
Closterium sp. Naga37s-1 is the source of this 1161-nucleotide messenger RNA. The record is from the annotation of a GenBank genome assembly. Lineage: Eukaryota; Viridiplantae; Streptophyta; Zygnematophyceae; Desmidiales; Closteriaceae.